AUGGACUCCCACGCCAAAGACUGGAACGCAACCCAAUACCUCAAGUUCGAGGCUGAACGGACCCGUCCAGCUCGCGACCUCGUUGCGCAGAUCCCCCUGACAUCUCCGGCCAAAGUCCUGGAUUUAGGCUGCGGGCCAGGCAACUCGACCGCCGUACUGGCCACGCAUUUCCCAAACGCACACAUCACGGGCGUCGACUCCUCGCCCGACAUGAUCGCCAAAGCCAGCGCCCGAUUGCCCGGCGUGGAAUUCAAGCUGGGCGACCUCCGCGACUUUGCGCAGCCCGCACCACGACCGCAGUCACAAUCACUCCAAGCCGGGCCGCAAUCGCAGGAGCAGCAGCAGCAGCAGCAGCAACAGCAAGUGGUCUUCUCAAACGCCGUAUUCCAGUGGCUCCCGCACGACUCCCGCAUGCAAAUCCUCGAGGACCUGCUCGCGGCGCUGCAUCCAGGCGACGUAUUCGCAUUCCAAGUCCCCGACAACUUUGACGAGCCCACACAUGUCGCUAUGAGGGAGACGGCCGAUGAGGGCCCCUGGGCCGAGACGCUCAGACCGGUGACCACGUUCCGGCGGUCCUUCCAGUCGCCGAGGGAGCUGUACGAUCGGUUGAGUCCGCUGUGCCGGGACGGCGCGCUGAACGUGUGGCACACGCACUACUACCACGUGCUGGACGACGCAGCGGCGAUCGUCGAGUGGGUCAAGGGCACAGGGCUCCGGCCAUACGUGGACAAGCUGUCGCCGUUGGAGAGGAACGCGUUCCUGAAGGAAUACCUUUCGCGCGUGGAGAGGGCGUACCCGCCGCUUGCGGAUGGGAAGGUCUGUCUGCGGUAUCCGCGCUUGUUCGUGGUGGCUGUGCGGGCGUGA
Molecule: messenger RNA, 864 nt
Organism: Cladophialophora yegresii CBS 114405
Lineage: Eukaryota; Fungi; Ascomycota; Eurotiomycetes; Chaetothyriales; Herpotrichiellaceae
Product: trans-aconitate 2-methyltransferase
Exons: 1
Coding region: 1-864 (287 amino acids)
Molecular function (GO): trans-aconitate 2-methyltransferase activity
Source: RefSeq, a predicted model, not a curated record